Molecule: messenger RNA, 1588 nt
Organism: Salvia miltiorrhiza (redroot sage)
Lineage: Eukaryota; Viridiplantae; Streptophyta; Magnoliopsida; Lamiales; Lamiaceae
Product: E3 ubiquitin-protein ligase RING1
Exons: 2
Coding region: 167-1273 (368 amino acids)
Biological process (GO): protein ubiquitination
Cellular component (GO): cytoplasm
Molecular function (GO): ubiquitin protein ligase activity
Source: RefSeq, a predicted model, not a curated record
GGGGCAUAAAUAGUUUAAAACACGACUUUAUUUGGCAGUUUAAUUAAAAUUUAGCAAAGCGGAGAAUCAUUUCAUUUCCCCAUCGCCUAUUAUCCACACGUUUUCUCAAACCGUAUUUCUUUGCACAUUUCUCUACUGAAUAUUCUCUCUCUCUCUCUCUAAGAUCAUGUCUACGGCGGGAAAUUUGGGCGGCGGGCAUGGCGGCGGCGCAGCCGCACACCAGUACUUCUGCUACCAAUGCGACCGCCACGUCACCAUCACUCCUCCAUCCUCCCCCACCGAUGAACUCGCUUGCCCCAUUUGUCACGGCAGUUUUCUAGAAGAAUCCGACACCGCCCCUCCCUCAAACCCUACCCUAGAAUCCGAUCCCUUCUUCAACGCCGCCUUCCCCGGCUUCGGAGGCCUCCCCCUCAUCUUCUCGUCUUCCUCCGCCGCUCCAACCUCCUUCACGAUCUCCUCCGGCGGCGCCGGCGGCGCCGCGGGCGGUGGACUUGAUGAUCUCUCCUCGCUCUUCGGCACGCGAUCCCCUAACGAUUUCAACCCCUUCGCUUUCCUCAAUAAUUACGUCAAUAAUCUGCAGGCGAGGGGGGCGAAUAUCCAGCUUGUUUUUGAGUCCCCCGGCGGCGGCGGAAUUGGCGGCGGGGGGGGCAAUUUGGGGGAUUACUUCAUCGGCCCCGGUUUGGAGCAAUUGAUUCAGCAGCUUUCCGAGAAUGAUCCGAAUCGUUAUGGAACGCCGCCUGCUUCGAAGAAUGCGGUGGAGGGUUUGCCCGAUAUAAAUAUCACGGAGGAGAUGUUAUCGUCGGAUUCGUCGCAAUGUGCAGUGUGUAAAGAUAGCUUUGAGUUGAAUGAGGAGGCGAAGCAGAUGCCUUGCAAGCAUAUUUACCAUAGAGAUUGUAUACUGCCUUGGCUUGAGUUGCAUAAUUCUUGCCCUGUUUGUAGAUAUGAGCUGCCCACUGAUGAUCAGGAUUACGAGAAUCGGAAGAAGGAUAAUAGUGAUGGGAAUAACAAUAGCAGUAGUUUGGGAUUGGGGGCAGCUGGUGGAAGCCAAGAGAAUAGGGAUGAUAGUAACAAUCAACAGACUCCGAGAACUUUGGAAAGGAGGUUUAGGAUAUCGUUGCCCUCGCUUUUCAGAGGCUUUAGCACAUCAGCGGAGACGAGCAGUAGUGGGGGUGAUGGAGGAGGGAAUAACAGCGCCAACAACAAUGCCACUGGAUCAUCCAAUAGGGGCUCAGGAGCAGGAGCGGAUCAGGCUAGAGAGGAGGACCUCGACUGAAGGAUGCAACUGAGAUAUGAAGCAAGUUGAGCAGAAACGAUCUUUGUAUACACAGAAAUGCACUGAUGAAGCUUUCUUACUGGUUCUCAUCAAUAAAACUAGGCACAGCUACCUUUUUCCUUCUCUCUACCCCUCUUUUUUUUGUAAUUUUUAUUAUUUACAGUCCUAAAUCCAUGGUUGUGUGUGAAGUGCGUUGAGCCAUUCUAUUUUCUCAUUGGGUGCAUUUUAAUGGAUAGACUAUCUGCAGAAAUUUUACUGUAAAAAAAUUCCUCCAUUGUGUAGCAGAUUCCAAAUAUACACGAAUCCUUCUCUCUC